Molecule: messenger RNA, 4951 nt
Organism: Colossoma macropomum (tambaqui)
Lineage: Eukaryota; Metazoa; Chordata; Actinopteri; Characiformes; Serrasalmidae
Product: collagen alpha-1(XXV) chain
Exons: 38
Coding region: 118-2199 (693 amino acids)
Source: RefSeq, a predicted model, not a curated record
UCACACGCGGACCGCUGACGUCACACCGUCCGUUGAACGCGAGACGCUGUGGUGGAAGUAACGGACGGCGAACGGCCGAGGUUCGCGCUCAUUCUUUUCCCUCACACGGUGACCGUUAUGAAGACGCUAGAAGCGAAAGAGGCGCGCGAAUGCGCCGCAAAUAUGGAGAGCGUCUCCGGCGCGAGCAAACGCCGGCGGCACUGCCUCCGCACCGCCGUGAACGGAGCUCCGUUUGUGCUCUCCGCCGUGUCUGUCGCCUUUUGCGUCCUUCUGGGCGUCCAGACCAACGACGUGAAAAACAGAAUGACGGAUUUGGAGAGCGCGCGCCUGUCCUACCCGUUGGCUGCGUUGUCAACGGAGCAGCUCAAUUCAGUAAUACGGGAGAGAGUGGACGAGCUGCUGGCACAGCGCGCCUACGAACAGUUUUCCAGGAUAAGGACUGCCCGUCAGGCUUCACCUGAGUGCGACUGCCCACCAGGCCCACCGGGGAAGCGAGGAAGAAGAGGGCGCAACGGAGAUCCUGGACCCCCUGGUCCACCUGGUCCAAAAGGUGAUAAGGGUGAUCAAGGCGACCAGGGGCCGCGGAUGGUCUUCCCUAAGAUCAAUCAUGGCUUUCUUUCUGCUGAUCAGCAGCUCAUUAAGCGCCGGCUCAUUAAGGGUGAUCAGGGUCAAGCAGGUCCCCCAGGACCUCCUGGACCUCCAGGCCCCCCUGGCCCUAGGGGACCCCCAGGGGACACAGGGAAGGAUGGCCCCAGAGGAGCGCCAGGGCAACCAGGUGACCCUGGAACUCCAGGACUGCUCGGCUCUAUGGGACCUGAGGGCCCUCCAGGACCCAAGGGUUCCAUUGGGCUGCCUGGCAUUCCAGGUAUUGAUGGAUUAAAGGGGGAGGUGGGUAUGCCAGGAUUAGAUGGAAAACCUGGUGCCAAGGGUGAAAAAGGAGAGCAGGGUGAAAAGGGUGACAUGGGAGAAGAAGGCCAGAAAGGUGACAUCGGUGAGAAGGGUGAUGCAGGGUCUUCUGCUGCUGGGAUUAAGGGUGAACCAGGCGAGCCAGGGCGAAGUGGGCAAAAGGGAGAGCCAGGACUUCCAGGGCUGCCUGGACUUCCCGGAAUAAAGGGUGAACCUGGUUUCCUCGGGCCUCAGGGUGAGCCAGGCCUACCAGGACUGCCAGGAACAAAGGGAGAGCGUGGUGAGUCUGGGCCAGCAGGAAAAGGUGAACGUGGAGAGAUCGGACCGGCUGGGCAGAAGGGAGCACAGGGGGAACCUGGAACACCAGGCCUCAAAGGAUCCAAGGGGGAUACUGGAGACAAAGGGGAUGCUGGCCUCAUGGGGCCAAGAGGUCCACCGGGAGAGAAAGGUGACCAGGGCACAACUGAAAUUAUUGACUACAAUGGAAACAUACAGGAAGCACUUCAGAAGAUAACCACUAUUACAGUGACGGGUCCCCCUGGGCCUCCUGGACCAGUUGGACCACAAGGCAUCAAGGGUGAUCAAGGUCCUCCAGGUCUUCCAGGCCUUGAUGGAGAGAGGGGUUACAAAGGUUCAAAAGGAGACAUGGGCAUGCCUGGAAUAGCUGGUGAUAAAGGAGCAGUAGGAUUGCCUGGGCUACCAGGUGUUAAUGGUAUGAAAGGAGAAAAAGGUGAUUCUGGUAUGCCUGGACCUCAAGGACCAUCUAUUAUAGGCCCACCUGGAGCACCUGGGCCACAUGGCCCACCUGGUCCAAUGGGCCCACAUGGAUUCCCUGGACCAAAGGGGGAGCCAGGUUUACAUGGUCUGAAAGGCGCACGGGGGGAGCCGGGCCACAAGGGUGACCGAGGACCCAUGGGUCUCCCUGGAGCGUCUGGCUUGGACGGCAAGCCGGGAUUAAGGGGUAUGGAUGGCCCAAUUGGUGCCCCUGGCCCUGCUGGUCCUAAAGGAGACAGAGGUGAGAAAGGCGCUACAGGUGAGCCUGGGCCAAGAGGACCGUAUGGACUACCGGGUGCUGCUGGGACACCUGGGCUGGAUGGGUUACCAGGCUUAAGGGGAGAGAAAGGCGACGUGGGGGAAAGAGGAGAAAAGGGUUUCCGGGGCUUUAAGGGUGAAAAGGGCGAGCCAGGCCAGCCUGGUCUGGAUGGGUUGGAUGCCCCGUGCCAAUUGGGUCCAGAUGGACUACCAAUGCCUGGCUGCUGGCAAAAGGGAGUCACACCUUGGUUGGUGGCCUGAGAAGUGAUUUAUCUCGAAGUAGAAAAAGCAAUUGUUGGUUUGCUUUAUUGUAAGGAGGUCAGUUUCUGACCUGGCCUUUGCAGCGCCUCUGUACUUCACUUGGGUGACUCAACUGGUGAAUGACCACCAGUGGACUUUGAUCAUAGAGUGAGCAGAAAAAAGGGGCAGCUGCUGCACUGGUCUUCAGUACAAUCAUGACUAAAGUGGACAGAUCGGCCCAAAUGCACUUGCUUGGACCUCACGGUUCCUUGGAGUGGGUGUGACAAGUGGGAAGAGUUUUCUACAACCAUCGGAAAUGCUACAGGCUGUAGCAAGAGGCUACUGAUCUACUGAGAACAACAGGAUUACAUUUCUUUAAACUUUUUUUUUAACUUUUGUUGAUGAUUUGAUUUAUUUUACUAUAGCCUUUGGUGCCUCAAGCCUCUUAUUAUUCAUUCCCUUACUGUAAAACUUUACAUUUUGUGCUUUGACUUGUGGAAAUGUUUCAUAAUGGAGUACAAAACUGCAACGACUGUAAUGCAUACUGUUCAUACUGCAAGAGCAGUUGAGGGCACUGAAAUAGAAGAGUUUCUUUGUUUUUGAAGUGCUAUAUUCUUUCUAGGGCUUCAAAAAGAAGUCAGAGUUGCUUACAGGGUCGUUUUGCCUCUCAAGGAAUGCACACCUCUGUGCUGAAGCUAGCAGUAAUGAUAAUGUCUCUCCAAAUUCCAUUCAAGAAGGUGCUUCUGGUUCUUUAUUAUUUGCUUCAAACCAUUUUACAUUGUGUGCCAUGUAGGCUCAUGUAAAUAUUUCCUAUCAAACACAAACAGCAUAGAAAGCUUCUUUGUCCAAAUUAACGUUGUCUACCAGCAACGUUAUGUGCAACAGAUAACAGUGAGUGCUGUGACAUUCCAGAGCCAUUUGGAACGACCUGGUCAUUUAGUAUUAGUCUUUUGGUGACAUUUCAGUCGUUUAAACUACAUAUAUCUUUUGAAAAGAUGGAGCGAAAGGCGAAAGGAGACUAUCGACAGAAACAGAUCUCCAGACUCAGUCAACAAACCUGAGAGCUUCAUCUCAGCCUAAACUGCCUUUGACUGAGCGGAAUCUAAGAUUGUUUAUUGGAAUAGCUUUGUGGGGGCUCUUUCGGGCAUUUCAUUUUCUGAAGCAGCCAUGAGGCAGCUUGGUUGUUUUUGUUUUGUUUGUAUAUACAGUCUGUAUUAACCGAAAAAAUCUGCAUUUGCUUUUAUACUUUUAAGUAAUGCAGCGUUAAUUUUAUACUUAAGCAUAUUGCUGUCAAAAGAGGCAUUCCUUGUAUUGUAAUUUGGGGUAGCUUUGAAGGUCUUUAUACCUUUCAGUAUUAUACAUGUAUGGUGGAGUUCUGCACUGAAAAGUAAUGCCAGCUAAGGAUGAGUAUUAAGGAUACUUUUUUGUCCAAUCUCCACUUUUUAACAUUGUUACAUUACACCAUACUCCACAGUUUACGUUAACAUUAGGCCACUUAAUCACAGUUAAUUGUGUUAGACAGCCGUUCUGGUCACGCUGUUACUCUUCACAUCAAAACUGGAUUGAUAAGCAAGAAUAUACCACACGCUAGAUGUAAUAUAGCCCUGCCACCUUCAUAAUCCUUGUUACAUUGAAUGUAGAUUAAUAUAUGUAUAGUGGACAAUGCGUGUGCAGUUAAAUAUUUGCUCAUUUGACAAAAAGUGCAAUUUAUACUUCUCUUGUAUGUAAUGAUUUGUGAACCAUAUUCAGUAUACAAAUGCGCGUCAAUGUCAAUUACACACAUUUAUUGUAAGUUAUAAUAAUAUUUUAAUCACUUUUACAUUGGCACUGGUGAUUCCUCUGUUUUUAAUAAAGUAUGGUAUGGGCAUGAACGAGGCUCAGAGUUCAUACAUAUAGACUACAUAGUUUUGACAUUUGUUUUUCAGGCUUUCGUUAUCAAGCCAUCAUUAAUUAAAUAUUUUCUGAUAUGUAUUAAAGUGUGUCUCCAUUUAUUGUUUUUACACUUACUGAAACGAUCCUGUUUCGUCGAGCUGUUACUUAGGUCAUUUCAUUUCAAGUGCAUGAGAGCCAAAUGCAUCUUUUAAACUAAUUUUCUUUCAAUAAACUAUUUUCUGUACUUUCAUCAUUGGUGCUGUAUGAAGUUACAUUUUUUUGUUGUUAUUGUUUUGUUUAAAAGUGUCAGAAUGUUUUGAAAAUUCCACUUUUUCAUAAACUAUUACUUUUGAAUUGUCCAGGACUUUUUGCCUGAUCUUUAAUUCACUUUUUUAUUUGUUUCUUUAGGAAGUUAGUUAUCCUGUGUUACAGCAUUUCUUUGUUAAACUUAGGUCCUACAACUCCAAAGAGAAAGAAGUAGACUAAAAGCAGUUGUUUAAACCUGAAACAAACACACAUUUGCAAUGAAUUACAGUUUAUAGUGAUAUGUUGAUGGUGUUAUUGUAAACGAUGCAUAACACAGUGGUAUAGUAUGUUAUGGAUCUGAUAAUUUAGCAGAAUCAAGCUUUAUGGAUGUGUUCUUAUUCCAACAUCACUUUCCUCUUUCACUUUUUCUUUCUGACGAAAUGUGUUUUUGACAAAACACACUUCACAAUCUCUCUCUCUCUCUCUUUAUUUACAUGGGUUUUACUUUAUUUUAUAUGACUGAUUUUUUUUUUUAUUCCUUUCCUGGAAAACUGCUUUGCAUUGUUAUCAAGUGUGGCUCAAGACACUUCAUUUCAAACACGUUUUAUGUGACAGUAGUGUUGGAGCCAAAUAAAUUCAGCUGUUUUUCUCCAAA